Molecule: messenger RNA, 210 nt
Organism: Didymosphaeria variabile
Lineage: Eukaryota; Fungi; Ascomycota; Dothideomycetes; Pleosporales; Didymosphaeriaceae
Gene: TMA7
Product: Translation machinery-associated protein 7
Exons: 3
Coding region: 1-210 (69 amino acids)
Source: RefSeq, a predicted model, not a curated record
AUGCCUUCAGGACAAGGAGCCGGCACGAACCCAAUCCACAACAAGAAGCCCAAGGCUGCGAAGAAGGAGCUCGAUGACGAUGACAAGGCCUUCCAGGCGAAGCAGCAGGCUGACAAGAAGGCACGCGAAGAGUUGGCCAAGAAGGCCGGUGGAAAGGGUCCUCUGAACACGGGCGGCCAGGGUAUCAAGAAGUCUGGCAAGAAGAAGUGA